AGUGGCGGCAGCAGUAGCAUCCAUGGGAGGGUUGGUGCGCAGGGCCGAGUGUCGAUCUCUCUGUCUAACACGGACGACAUUGAUCGAGCCUUGCGCGCACCGAUGAUUUUAAUGCUCCUGCUGCCCCAUUCUUAGCCCGAUCCCCGAAAAAGAGAAAAAAGUGCGAAUAGAACGCGCACACCGCUCACCGUAAAUGUCGCGAUUGAAAAUUCGCGAUUAAUACGAAAUCGAAGGACGACUCGCGGUCCUUUUACGAGUGGUAGUCGAACCAUGCGCGCUCGCGUAGUUUAUUAGUAAUGAUUUGAACUUUUGAUCAAUCCUUUGGACAAUAAUAACUAAAGUAACGAUUAAUUCAUGAAGUUUCUUUGCACAAGUGCCUCUAAAACGCUUAGACUAGAAAUAUUAACGCCGGAGGGAAGAGGAGCCGCCGAGAGUCCUCGCCAAUCAACGCUGCGCUACGUCAAACUCAAUCAUUCGCUCGCUUUCCCGAUAACUCGAGUGUGAACCCUGACACCCUGAAAAACAAAAAGCUUUCUUCCACCCGCACGGAAAAUUCGAAAUGGCGAAUUUUCGUGGAUUCACCAUUCCCUCGUUGGGUGGAUCUUUGAGCGUCGCUUGGGAAACGAUAAAGGCUAAAUGGCCGGAGAAUAGCCCGUGCAUGGAACUGAUCCGAGGCCCCGCUCCUGGGUACGGUCAUCAAGCGCAGGGCCAGCGCGCCGACGGCGGAGGCGAUUUUCAAGCUUUCGGCGAAAAUGGCGACAACACCGAAAUGCGAACGAUGAACGGGGAAGAGGAUUUCGGGCCUCGGAACAACGCCACCGUCGCCGAAGAUUCGUUCAGCUACCAAAGGAACGGGGACAAAGUAAGAACGGGGAGCGUGAGCAGCGGUGGAUUCAGCGAGUACGACGAAGGCGGCGGCGGCGGCGAGUUCGGCGGUCCCGGUGUCAAGAUAAACGAAUGGCAAGCAGCUUGGAACGUGACCAACGCUAUCCAGGGAAUGUUCAUCGUUUCGCUGCCGUUCGCGGUACUGCGCGGAGGUUAUUGGGCGAUAGCGGCAAUGAUAGGGGUCGCUCACAUCUGUUGUUACACCGGAAAGAUCCUGGUCGAGUGUCUGUACGAGCUGGACACGGUGACGGGUCAAAGAGUCCGAGUGCGAGACUCGUACGUGGCUAUCGCGAAAGAAUGUUUCGGCCCGCGGUGGGGAGCGCGAGCGGUAAACAUAGCACAAAUAAUAGAAUUAUUGAUGACGUGUAUAUUGUACGUGGUGGUGUGCGGUGAUCUUAUGAUCGGAACCUUUCCCGAGGGUGCGAUAGACACCCGGAGCUGGAUGAUGCUGAUCGGUAUAUUUUUGAUACCCCUCGGCUUUUUGAAGUCGCUGCACCACGUCUCGGUAUUGAGCUUUUGGUGCACGAUGGCCCACUUGUUUAUAAACGCGAUAAUACUCGGCUAUUGCAUCCUCGAGAUCGGGGACUGGGGUUGGUCCAAGGUCAAGUGGACCAUUGACAUGGAAGCAUUUCCGAUUUCCCUCGGAGUCAUUGUCUUCAGUUACACAUCACAAAUAUUCCUGCCAACAUUGGAGGGGAAUCUGAUCGAUCGAUCGAAAUUUGACUGGAUGUUGAACUGGAGCCAUAUUGCUGCAGCCGCUUUCAAAUCACUGUUCGGCUGGAUGUGCUUUUUGACCUUUCAGAGCGACACCCAACAGGUCAUAACGAAUAACCUCAACUCGCCGAGCUUCAAGGGCCUCGUUAAUUUUUGCCUCGUUGUCAAAGCCAUGCUCUCGUAUCCGCUUCCGUAUUACGCCGCGUGCGAACUACUCGAGAGAGCCUUCUUUCGCGGACCACCCAAAACCGUAUUCCCGACCAUUUGGACCGUCGACCGCGAACUCAAGGUUUGGGGCCUCGCUUGGCGAGUCGGGGUUAUCACCUUCACCAUUCUCAUGGCCAUCUUCAUUCCUCACUUCAGUAUUCUCAUGGGCUUCAUCGGCUCCUUCACCGGCACCAUGCUCUCCUUCAUUUGGCCGUGUUAUUUCCACCUCAAACUCAAAAGGAACUCCAUGGAAUGGUCCGAAGUCGCUUACGAUUGUUUCGUCAUCGGACUUGGCGUUCUUUUUGGCGUUAUCGGGGUCUACGACUCUGGCAAAGCUCUCAUCAAGGCUUUCCAAAUUGGUUUACCUUUUUAAAUUUAAGUUCCUUUCUCCGUGGGGAACCGCGAACUCGCCCUUCCAACGAGAGCCGCGCCCUUCAUUUUUCUUUCUACUUCAUUUAUCAUCCCCGGUUACUUUCAUAUCUCUAGGCAUAUCAAAACGUUACGAACGAACGUCCCGUUGUUGUAACGGACGUGCGCGGCCUACCGAGUUUAUCAUCAUUCGUUGCGGCACAAACUUUUGACCGAGCUCGCAACGUUUGAUCAUCCCUCUGCGAUCGAAACAUUCGUUUCCACACGCUAACCUCACUAAAUACCGAGCCGCGCUACGGUCACACGAAACAAUGAGGAGAAAAAGUUGAUUGUUAGGUGCAAAGUAUACGCUGGAUAAGAAAAAUUCUGUUUUUCGGGCGCCAUGGAGGGUGCCGUGAUUGUGACGAUAAUCGAUGUCUUCCAAAUGAAUCAAAGAUAUAUAAAUAUUGCAGAAACUAGAGAAAAAGAAGCUCACGGAAUCUACACGAAGCAACGGUGAGACCCCGACAAAUAUUAAAGCGCGUUAUACACGGGGGAACAUGGGCCGAAUGAACACACUUUUCGUUUCGCAUCGAGUCAAAUUCGGGGCAAAAUCAACGCGAGACAAAACUGAAAUUCCGGGAAAAUCAGCUUCGAAAACAACCGAUUCGCGAAGUUCGAGAACUUCCUCGACUUUAACGACUUUAACCCUUCGCCUUCGAUAGUCGCGCUACCUCGCCAACGCUCGUUAGUCGCGGUCGCGGGACGAACUCUCUCACAGCCAAUUCCUAUGUCACGCUCCCCUCCAACCGCGCCGAAUACUGCCGAACACCACACUGGACAGCGGCCGAAUCGACCCGAACCAUGCGUACUCACCAACCGUCAACCGAUUUUAGUGGCGCAGCGACACUACGCGGCGGUACGGAAAAAAAUAUUUUUUUUACAGAAAAAAAAUGUUUUUUUUUUCAUAAUUUUUUGACCACCAUUCUAAAGUAUAUCGAUUGUUUGACAAGUAGAAAAAAAAUUUAGCAUAUUCUCCCAUUUUUCAGAUAGUUCCCUAUACCAUGAAAAAAGUGUGAAAGUCUCAUGACGCGACUAUCGCGAAGGGUUAAACAAAGUUGAAAGCCCUCGUGUGCUGAUUGGUGAAUUUUAUUGAAAAUCUUGAACGUUCACUCUGCUCCGUGUUCCCCUGCAUAAAUUAUUAUUGUUGCUUAGGUAACCACUGAAUUUUAUAAAUGUAUUACACGAAAGAAAAAUGAUUUUUAUGUAGUCGCGAUAACUAUACGAGACAAUAUUAAAUCAAUGAGACGACGCCCGCGGAACCGUCAUGCCGAAAACUCCUCAUUUUUUCUUCGCCGCUGAAACUUGGUUCCAGAAUAAUUGAGUUUUCGCUUCACAUCGCCGAUCCUGGAUACCAGCGAUCCGCUAUUUUUUCUUCUCUUUUUUCGAAAAUUUUUAUCAUUCUAGAAUUUUCGUCGUUCAGUUUUGGCGACUUGCUCGAUGGAAAAAAAGUGAGAAAAUAUGAAAAAACCAAAGUUCAACUAUCGUCUUUGGUGCAAAACAAAUGAUGCAAGGGAAAUAGAAAAGGUGAUGCGGAAAAGAACGAGGGAGCGUACAGCGCGGGCAUGACGGAUGACGGUGAAAAUUUCCGCAAGAGAGAACGAUGCGAUAUUUUUAAGUAAUUCAAACAAACGAUCCAACGUCUUCCAUGACUUUCCUCCCGGGGGGGAAAGAACUGCUGUAGGAUUGAGAUAAUAUAUGAGAGAAAAAGGAGAUUGAUAUGAGCGAGAGUAAAAGAAUUGAAAUGAUACAAAAUAUCUAACGUGAAGCCGGAAGGACUUUGCUCUCGUCGCGUUCACCAUUUACAUUCGAACGGUUCGAUCCAAUUUGAUGGAAACGCAUAAAAACCUGGAUAUUUCGAAGAGAUAAAAACGAAGCACGAGCGGCUGACGCGGCACUUUAUAUCGCCGUAAAACCGAACCAAAGUCCUUCGCUCGACAGGUUCGGGCACCUAAAACUUGUAUCAUUUGAAUGAUCACUGUUCAAACGUACAUAAAAGUGCACUUGUUGAGAAAAUAUAAAUGAUUUCAUCAUGAGAAUGUACAAGUUCAAAUAAUCAUCGCGAUCGCAUGCGCGCGAUGAAAACUCGAGCGCGAAUAAAUACCAAAAUUCCAAUAUCAAGUCGCGACGACACGAACCGCAACACAAAAAUAUAUAAUGAUGAAAAAUUUGAGAAACAAACAAAAGAUUUAAAAAAACAAAACAAACUCGUUUAUAAAUAUGUGAGAAUUAUCUUCGUGAUGAAACCUUCAUAGUCUUCCAAUAAAAAAUGUCUUCCAGAACGACGAAAUAUUAUAUAUCUAUUAAUAUAUUAAUAUUUAAAUAUAUAUAAAUAUAUAUAUCACAUACAAUGACGUCCAAUUGGAAGGAGUUAUCGAAAUACCGGUUCAAGCCGAUCGGUGUCGCUCGCAAUUGGACGUGUAUUAUGUAUAUAAACACACAACACGAAUAUACACAAAAGCGUAUACAAGGGGCGAAAGAAAUAAAAAGAGUCUUCCACGCGCUCGUUUUGGGCGAUAACUUCCGAGAACUAUUUCGUUCGAAUGAUGCGCUCUUCCAAUUUCGGAUCACAACAUCAAAUAUAUCCGUAUUAAUCGAACACGGAACAUCGCUUUUUUCCUUUCGUAGCAUAUCAGAGGCGGAAGUGAGGUUCCUCGCUCGUGAUUGUGCCGAAAUUCAGAAGAGAUUUACUCGAGAAUAAAUAUCAACGAUUGAAAUGUGAAAAUUUCACGGAUAUUCGGCGACACGAGUCGCGGUAGCCAGAAAUUUAUUCUUAAGAAACAACAAUAGUUAUUCUUCAAAACAUAUACACUCGACCUCUAAAAACGUAAGGGCGACCCGACCGCGGCCACAUCGCACUUAUAAAUAUAGUAUAUUGCGCAAAUUGCCUAAAAGUGCGUACUGCGCAGGAGGCGUUCCUCUUGACAAUGCCGUGAGGGCCCGAGCGCUUCCCCCACUACCAUCCAUGUCGACCGAUAUUCGGCCCAUAGUGGGGGAACUUGCGCUUUUAGCGGUGUAGUGUAUAUACAAAAUAUAUAUAAAAAGCUGUAAAUGUAUGUUAAGAAAACUUGGAGCUUAGAAAUCGAGCGAUUUAUUUUCCCAAGAAUUCAUUUUUCUUGGUUUCGAAUGGUGCAGUUUAUAGGUUUAUGGGGAAACUUUGAUGCCGUAAUUGUUUGAUUUCGUUGAGUUUGAAAUGAAAGUGUGAACUCAUCGAUUCUGUUCGUUCCUCGUAAAUUGUGAAUUUCUCGGUUUUUCAAAGUCUAAAGUGAAAAUAUUCAGAAUUCUUUAGGGAGUGGAUUAAUGGGAGAAAAAAACGCUCGGUCAAGCGUCAAUGUAAAAUUUGCUGUGUAAUCGAUUUGUGUACGUUAUAAGGAGAAAUGAGAGCUGCGCGUCCGACAUAAAGGAUGAAAUCGUUGAAAGGAUUUUAGCUCGAUCGAAGUUUACGCGUUUGAGCGACGUGUUUUUUUAUUUUAUUUUUUUUCUCGAAAAUUUUCGAGCGGUUAAAUAACGUAUGAGUAGGUAAAGUGUUUGAGUUUCGUUGGUAAUUAGUCGAAAUAAAACGUUCGUCAAAAUAUGAUUGUUUAUUCGAGUCGCUUGAAAAAUCGAUUUCGUCGAAUGUUGUAUACCGUUGACAAUAAAUAACGUAGAUCCGCGUUGUCCAAGGAGCCGCGGAUGCGACUCGAGGCCAAUUACGCACGCAACACGCAUACCUACUAACAAAUGCGUGUGCGAUGAAAAUUAAGAAAAAUCAUUACAAAUACGGGCUUCGAUUGUAAUGCGAGAAACAAACAAUAAUACAUUCGUGAAAUUUGU
Venturia canescens is the source of this 6027-nucleotide messenger RNA. RefSeq names its product vesicular GABA transporter (gene VGAT). The transcript is spliced from 4 exons. NCBI's taxonomy places the organism in Eukaryota, Metazoa, Arthropoda, Insecta, Hymenoptera, Ichneumonidae. Gene Ontology annotation, molecular function: L-amino acid transmembrane transporter activity. Gene Ontology annotation, biological process: amino acid transmembrane transport. Bases 560 to 2179 code for a protein of 539 amino acids. Gene Ontology annotation, cellular component: vacuolar membrane. The record is from RefSeq and is a predicted model, not a curated record.